Messenger RNA from Torulaspora globosa, 2985 nucleotides. It is a transcript of the gene IFH1, whose product is annotated as Ifh1p. Gene Ontology annotation, biological process: regulation of ribosomal protein gene transcription by RNA polymerase II. Gene Ontology annotation, molecular function: transcription coregulator activity. Lineage: Eukaryota; Fungi; Ascomycota; Saccharomycetes; Saccharomycetales; Saccharomycetaceae. Bases 1 to 2985 code for a protein of 994 amino acids. The transcript has a single exon. The record is from RefSeq and is a predicted model, not a curated record.
AUGGUUGCCAAGACGGCCAGGAAAAACGUCGUAAGCCACGGGGGAAAGUAUCGUACCGGGCAGAAGCUGCCGGCGAAUGCGAGUAGCGUGAAGAGGAGCAAGCCAGGAAUAGCGGUACGGCCGAGGCGGUUCAGUUUGCUAUACUCAUCGGACUCGUCUUUGAGUGAUGUUUCUGAUCUCGGCGAUAACAGGUCUAGGAAUGAGAAGUCACCUACGAAACGAAAGAUGGAGAAGGUGAGGAGUAUAUCUAAUAAUGCGACGGGGAAAAGAAGUAAACUGAUACAGGAUAGCACGGAGGAUUCUUCUGACGGUCAAGCUGUCGAGAGUGAUAGCGAGGAGGAGGAGGAUGGAGACGAUAGUAGCGAUGACGACGAUGAGAGUGAUAGCGACGGGAGUGAGAGUGAUACCAGUUCGGAUGAUGAGAGUAUUGAUUUUGUCAAGUUGACUGCUCAGCGAAAGAAAAGAGCGAUGAAGGCGCUAUCUGCGUUGAAGAAGAACAAAUCGCCGACAAAAUCGCCAGCAAAAUCGCCAGCAAAAUCGCCCGUGAAAGCGACAAGCGGGCAGCGUAGGAGGUCGUCGCAGUUGAGGGACAGCAAGACCCAGGAGAGACAGCACAAUAGGAAGCCUGAAGGGGAUUCUGACAGCUCAUCUAAUGAGAAGGCAUUGGCAUUCAACUUCAAGAAGGAUGACGACGGCAUAAGAUAUGCAGAAGCGACGCAACAGAGCGAGGAGGAUAUCGGAGAAGAAGUGAAGGACUCUAACGGGCCAGCGCCAGAUCUGCCGUUCGAUGACAAUUUGAACCAGUUGCAUGUCCCUGAAUUCUCGGUCUCCGAAGAAUCGGAGUAUGACAUCGAUCAGGAUGCGUAUUUCAAUGUGAUUGACGACGAAUCAAUGGGAGAGAUGGACACAGGCUUGGACACUGGCGAGGAUGAAAUGCCUAUUCUGCAUGAGGAGGAGAAAAUUUUGAUGGCUGAGUUGCAAAAUGCGGAUGAUUUAUCCCUUGAUGGCAGCAUUCACGAGGAUGGGUCUGAUCCAGAUGAAAAGCUUCGGUCGCCAUUUGUUGAAGGUAAGCCUGAAGUGGCUGACGAGGAAGAUAGUGAUGACGAUGAUGAAAUAAUGACGGUAUUUGAUAUGCCUUUCUAUGAGGACCCUAAGUUUGCAAGCCUAUACUACUGUGAAGAUGGUGAUGAACCUCGUCUAAGCCUGAGUACCUCUCUUCCCUUGCUGGUGAGUGGUGAGAAGUUGAAAAGAAUGAAAAAGAGAAAAGCCUUGAAACUGGCACGUCAGGAACGUAUACAAAGAAGAAAGCUUUUGAAAGAGAAAAGCAAGGCUAACGGCAUCAAGACUUCACAGAUCGAUGGAGACGAGUACAUAUUUGGUGUUUUCUUCCAAAGCGAUAAUGAAAAUGGUGACGAAGCCACUAAGCGACAUUCAACUUUGCGAGGAAAUCUGGAUUUGGAAUCACCACUGCGCCGUUUGGGCUCGGCAGCUGCCUCCGAUGCUAGUUCAGAUGAUGAAUACGACAAUAUUCUGCUAGAUGUUGCCCACAUGCCAUCGGAUGAUGAAGUGAGAGGAAACGGUCAUGAUAGCCCGAAACUGAGGCAAACAGAUCAAGAUUCUUCUAGCUCCAUGUCCGAUUCUUCAGCCAUAGACCUUGAUGAUGAAAGUGACCUUAUAGAUUAUGAUAGAUCCGAUGAUGAUGACUAUCUGAGUGACACAAAUGUUUUUAUCGACAUUGAUGACCUGGACCCCGAUUCAUUUUACUUCCAGGAUCGCGAUGACGAGAAUAUGAGCUCCUUUUCUGAGAUUAUGACGGAUGAAACAGAUAUCAGCCACGAAGAGAAUUCGAAGGAAGAGGCGUUGGAAACAGUCAAGUAUUUCGACGAUGAAUCGACCGAUGAGGACGAUAACUUGCCUCCACCAAAUUCAAGAAGCAAGAUGAUCGGUUCUAAAGCCAAAGAAAUAGUCAGUGCUAACAUUGUGGGACUGAAACCUCCCAAACUCGGAACGUGGGAGACGGACAGUAAACCAUUUACCAUCAUCGACGGUCUCUCAACGAAAUCGUUAUACCCCCUGAUACAGGAGCAUCAACAGUUUAUCGAGCAGCAACAGAGGGCACACUCGCAAUCGCCUGAUCUUCGCUCUGGAUAUGAGUUAAGUUCCGCCAAUGGGGAUGAACUUACUCUAAAUGAGCUGCUGAAUAUGAGCGAGCUGGAAGAUGAAGAUCACAGCACGCCAUCAUUUAUGCAAGCAGUUUCCAAUUGGUAUGAGAAACCAAAGGUUCCCCUUUCUGCUUUUAGAAAUAAAGGUAUUAAUGAGCAUGAAGACGAUGAGUACAUGCUUCCUGUCAAUUCAACCAGAAAAGUGCCAAUUGGUUACAUCGGAAGCGAGAGGACAAGGAGGAAGAUUGACAGAAUGAAGGAGCUGCAAAGGAAGAAAACAGAGAAGAGAAGAAGGACCAAGAAGAAGAAGAAGUUGUUGAAGCUGAAACGGAGACAAGAACGACUGGAAAAAGAAAGGCAUAGACAAGGCGAGCAGACGAUACAGGCCGCAAAUACCAAUUUGACUCUCGGGACACCAGACUUGAACCAGCAAACAGAUCCAGAGUCUGCAGCCCCCCUGCCCAGGUCCAGAAAGAGUUCUGUUAAGAGUGUCGGUCUCGAGGAAAUACACGAAAUACUCGGAAAGGAUAAUAGCGAUCUACUGGAUGGCGGCGAUCCCGAUUGUGCUCUCAUCGAUGGAGAGCAUGAGAUUGAUCUAGCAGAUGCCGAUAUAUUGGCAUCGUUAACGGCUCCCAUUCAGCUGGAUAGCAUUGGCGGCGCUCCAUCCUGGAGACGGAGACAAAGCAUGGCGGAAGCGGCUGCUGAGAACCUUCGCUUUACGAAGAACGGAUUAUUUAGCGAAAGUGCCUUAGCCGAUAUUGAAGACAUAAUAGGCACUGGAGUGUCAUCUGGGGCGUUCGAAUUCAGUGCAUCAUUGCAAUAA